GAGCACUCAGGGCCCCGGGGCGGCAGGGCUGGGGAGCAGUGCAGCAACUGAGAGACCUGACAGCCAGUUGCAGCCGCUCUGCAGGGAAGUGGCACCUGGGAUAAAAUGAUGACCAGGCACUGGUGGCGGCUUGCCCCUCUCCUGUGGGCCCAGCCGGAGGGGGAGGAGACCCUCAGCCCGGCACAGGGCUGCCACGCAGGACCUCACACACCUGGCCACAGGUUGACUGCAUUAUUUCGAGGUCAUCUGGGCCUUUCCCUGCCUUCAGGGAAGAUCUGCCUGAGCCUGGGGAAGAGAUGAUCUUCCCAGCGCUUCAGGACCCGGGUGCCACCUCCCUGCUGGGGAUUGUCAGUGCCUGUGGCCUUCUUGCCGGCAAAUUCCACAGAUGGCAGAUCGGAACCACCCUGGAUCCUCCUCAUUCCUUGGCAUCUCUUCCUGCACAAAUUUUAAAUGGUCAAACUAUUUGUGUUUUGGUUCCUUCCAGAUUUCAUUCUCAUCUCAAGACAAAGGGUGAAGUAACCAUGCAGGCUUUUCUAAAAGGCACAUCUGUCAGUACUAAACCGUCACUGAAGGAUCGAGGAGUAGCUGCCACAGCUGGAAGCAGUGGAGAGAACAAGAAAACCAAACCUGUUCCAUGGGUGGAAAAAUAUCGUCCAAAAUGUGUGGAUGAAGUUGCUUUCCAGGAAGAAGUAGUUGCAGUGCUGAAAAAGUCUUUAGAAGGAGCUGAUCUCCCUAAUCUCUUGUUUUAUGGGCCACCUGGAACUGGAAAAACAUCCACCAUUUUGGCAGCAGCUAGGGAGCUUUUUGGGCCUGAACUUUUUCGAUUAAGGGUUCUUGAGUUAAAUGCAUCCGAUGAACGUGGAAUACAAGUAGUUAGAGAAAAAGUGAAGAAUUUUGCUCAAUUAACUGUGUCAGGAAGUCGUUCAGAUGGGAAGCCAUGUCCUCCUUUUAAGAUUGUGAUUCUGGAUGAGGCAGAUUCUAUGACCUCAGCUGCUCAGGCAGCUUUACGACGUACCAUGGAGAAGGAGUCUAAAACCACGCGAUUCUGUCUCAUCUGUAACUAUGUCAGUCGAAUAAUUGAACCUCUGACGUCUAGAUGUUCUAAAUUCCGAUUCAAACCACUGUCAGAUAAAAUUCAACAGCAGCGAUUACUAGACAUUGCUGAUAAAGAACAUGUGAGAAUUAGCAAUGAGGGAAUAGCUUAUCUUGUUAAAGUGUCAGAAGGAGAUUUAAGAAAAGCCAUUACAUUUCUUCAAAGUGCUACCCGAUUAACAGGUGGAAAGGAGAUCACAGAGAAGGUGAUCACAGACAUUGCUGGGGUAAUGCCAGCUGAGACUAUUGAUGGAAUAUUUGCUGCGUGUCAGAGUGGCUCUUUUGAUAAACUAGAAGCUGUGGUAAAAGACUUAAUUGAUGAGGGCCAUGCAGCAACUCAGCUUGUUAAUCAAUUUCAUGAUGUGGUUGUAGAAAAUGAUAACCUUUCUGAUAAACAGAAAUCCAUUAUCACAGAAAAACUUGCUGAAGUAGAUAAAUGCUUAGCAGAUGGUGCUGAUGAACAUCUACAACUCAUCAGCCUCUGUGCGACGGUGAUGCAGCAGUUAACUCAGAAUUGCUGAAAGGAUCAUUUUUGUAAGAUACAAUUUUGUAAGCUACAAGUAUGAUCUGAUAAAAAUAAAAUGACCAAAGCACCUUUAAAGUGAAUAUACAAUUUAUUUAACAUUCAAACUUCAUUAAGACAUGUGCAAUAUGGCAAUUUUACUGGGAUUUAACCCUACCUAGGAUAUGAUUGCUUGCUGGGGCUUAGCAACAGGGUCCAGUUCACACUUAGCACUAAUUAAAUACUUUAUUGAAUAAAUACAAUACCAAACAAAAUGCAUUCAAAUGCUUUCUAAAAAAAAAAAA
Molecule: messenger RNA, 1899 nt
Organism: Zalophus californianus (California sea lion)
Lineage: Eukaryota; Metazoa; Chordata; Mammalia; Carnivora; Otariidae
Gene: RFC4
Product: replication factor C subunit 4
Exons: 12
Coding region: 297-1613 (438 amino acids)
Biological process (GO): DNA-templated DNA replication; DNA repair
Cellular component (GO): nucleus; DNA replication factor C complex
Molecular function (GO): ATP binding; DNA binding; ATP hydrolysis activity
Source: RefSeq, a predicted model, not a curated record